This is a messenger RNA of Eubalaena glacialis (North Atlantic right whale), 716 nucleotides long. RefSeq names its product ORM1-like protein 2. The transcript has a single exon. Gene Ontology annotation, cellular component: endoplasmic reticulum membrane. Gene Ontology annotation, biological process: intracellular sphingolipid homeostasis; ceramide metabolic process; negative regulation of ceramide biosynthetic process. Bases 74 to 358 code for a protein of 94 amino acids. The record is from RefSeq and is a predicted model, not a curated record. NCBI's taxonomy places the organism in Eukaryota, Metazoa, Chordata, Mammalia, Artiodactyla, Balaenidae.
GCUUCCUGGAGACCGCAGGUGUAGAAGCAAGCGCCGCGCCCCAAGCUGGACGGGCUUCCGAAGCUGGCAGGCUAUGUAUGUCUUCCUACAUACGGUGAAAGGGACACCCUUUGAGACCCCUGACCAAGGAAAGGCUCGGCUACUGACACACUGGGAACAGAUGGACUACGGGCUCCAAUUUACCUCUUCCCGAAAAUUCCUCAGCAUCUCUCCCAUUGUACUCUACCUCCUGGCCAGCUUCUACACCAAGUAUGAUGCUGCUCAUUUCCUCAUCAACACAGCCUCACUGCUUAGUGUACUGCUGCCCAAGUUGCCCCAAUUCCAUGGGGUCCGUCUCUUUGGCAUCAACAAAUACUGAGGGAUGGGGCUGGGGACGUUGGAACAAAGGGCUGUAACAUCCCUCCUUUUUCUAUACUGUCUUCUAUAUCUUGAAAGCCUGAGAACUAUGUUUCCCAAACUCCCAGUGGAAACUCAAACUUUCCCAAAUUUUCAUUGGAAAAUGGGGUUCCCUGGGCCCAGCCCUGCUAGGAGCAGGUUUCUUUGACUCAGGAAAGACAGGUGAGGUAAGGGGCAAAUCACUCUCCACAGCAGGAAGCCAUGUUUGGGCAGCUUUUUGGUUGAUUAAGUUUUUCCAUAUCAUCCACUCCCACCACCUUCCAGCUCUGUUUUACUGUGUAUUUUCCUUAUAAUAAAGGUAAUUUUUUUCAAAAAAAAAA